Messenger RNA from Rubroshorea leprosula, 4012 nucleotides. The record is from the annotation of a GenBank genome assembly. Lineage: Eukaryota; Viridiplantae; Streptophyta; Magnoliopsida; Malvales; Dipterocarpaceae.
AGGUUACACCACUACACCCUCUUGGCUCUCAUGAAAAUGGAAGCUAAAUCUUCACUUUAUGCUUUCAUCUUGAUCUUUGGCCUUCUACUUACGCAUGGAAUCACUGAAGUUGUUUCUGGGUCUUCCCUAGAUGCAGUUCCUUCUCAUUUUCCCUACAAAUUUAAGGUAGCGUCUAACAAGUACGAAGGUAAAUUACUACGACCACCCCAGCCCAAAUAUACCUCCUAGGCAACGUCAUCCGGGUCGACCUCCUCGUCCUUUUCGGCAGAUUCCUCCAACAACACUGUCCCGCUCCUCACUGAAUCCUCCAUUUCACUUCAAAAGUCCUCCUUCUAAUUAAUUAGUUUUCUCCACCACCACGGUCCCGUUGACCGCCAUCUCGGCCACAGUACGUCUUCGCUAGAAAGUGGAUGGGAGCAUGUGUAGGGGGUUGUGGUACUCAGAUGAAUGUGAGUGGGUUAUGAAGGAGUCAAUCGGUGCUUCAGGGGGAUUACUGUGUGUUUGGAAUAAUGUUAAUUUUGUUAAGUUAGGGGAGUUUGCUGGAGAUGGUUUUCUGGGUAUUGAUGGGGUUUGGGGAUCAGGAAAGGUGUUAUGUCAUUUCGUGAAUGUGUAUGCUCCACAGGAUAAGUAUAAAAAAGUGAGGCUAUGGGAGGAGUUGGGUAAUAUGGUUUUGGAAAAGGGAGGUUGCUGGAUGAUAGCAGGCGAUUUUAAUGCCGUUAGAUGCCCUGAAGAAAGGAGAGGAAGAACUGGAGAAUGCCCAGAGAUGGAGGAGUUUAAUGUAUUUAUUGAGUCAUCAGGUUUGGUUGAUAUCAGACUGGCGAAUCGACGAUUUACAUGGUACCGACCGGAUGGUUCUUCUAUGAGUCGGUUGGAUAGAUUUUUGAUGACAGAGGAGAUGUAUAGUUUGGGGUGUGAGUGGGUGCAGCAGGGGUUGAAACGGACUGUAUCCGACCACUGUGCUGUUAUCUUGAAAACAAGUAAUGCAGAUUGGGGUCCAAAGCCAUUUAGAGUAUUAGAUGCUUGGCAGCAGCAUCCAGAUUUUAAAAAUGCAGUGGAAGGCAAGUGGCGAGAGAUAGAGGUUGGAGGGUAUGCAGGCUAUCGCUGUAAACAGAAGUUAAAGUUGCUGAAGGAAUUUUUAAAGGGUUGGAAUAGGGAUGUGUUCGGGGAUGUGGAGGCUCAAUUUGUAAAGGCAACUGCAAUGGUAGAAAAGAUUGACAAGAGGAAUGAAGAUUUUGAGCUGGAAGAGUUUGAGGUGCGCCAACGUCAAGAAGGAGUUCAAGAAAUAUGGGAUGUUUUGAGCAAAAAGGAAGCUAUAUGGAGGCAAAAAUCGAGAUGUAAUUGGGCGCGGUUGGGAGAUGCGAACACCAGUUUUUUUCACAAGAUUGCCAAUGGCAGGAGGGCUCAGAAUAAUAUACUGGGGCUCUCGUGUGACGGUAGAUGGGUGGAGGAGCCUAAAUUGGUAAAGAGGGAGGUAGCCAAAUAUUUCUCUGCUUUGUUCCAAGGUGAAUCAUGGAACAGGCCUAAGCCUGCUGGUGUUAGUUUUCGGCAAAUCUCUAAGGAGAAAAAAGAAUGGCUGGAAAGACCAUUUUCAACUGAAGAGAUUGAAGAAGGGUUAAGAUGUUGUGAAGGGUCUAAAGCACCUGGUCCAGAUGGCUAUAAUUUUAACUUUCUCAAGUUUGCCUGGAACAUUAUAAAGGAGGACUUCGUGAGCUUCUUCAAUGAAUUUCAUCGAAAUGGCAGGUUAGUAAGAGGUUUAAACUCUUCCUUUUUGACUCUGAUCCCUAAGAAGCAUAACCCUACAGAAUUGAAGGAUUAUCGUCCUAUUAGUCUAAUUGGGUGUGUAUAUAAGUUAUUGGCUAAGGUGUUAGCUAAUAGACUCAAGGCUGUGAUGUCGGAGAUAAUUAGCGAGACUCAAUCUGCUUUUUUGGAGGGGCGGCAAUUGGUAGAUAGUGUGUUAGCUCUAAAUGAAGUUGUGGAUGAAAUUAAGAAGAGCAAACAAAAGGCUUUUGUUUUCAAAGCUGAUUUUGCGAAAGCAUAUGAUUGUGUUGAUUGGGCAUUUUUGGAUUGGAUGAUGGAAAGGUUCGAGUUUGGGUCUAGGUGGCGAGGGUGGAUUAUGGAGUGCUUAUCGACCGCAAAGGUUUCAGUCUUGGUUAAUGGCAGUCCGACUGAGGAGUUUGAGAUUGGAAAAGGCUUACGACAGGGUGACCCAUUGUCUCCUUUUUUGUUUUUGAUGGUUGGUGAGGGUUUACAUGGUUUACUUCGAAAAUCAGAGUCGGAGGGGUUGUUUAGGGGGGUUGAUAUUGGGAAGAGGGGUUUGGUUGUAUCUUUGCUUCAGUUUGCCGAUGAUACAGUGAUUGUGGGUAAAGCCGAUGGGGAGAAUGUUUUUAUGGUUAAAACCGUAUUACGAUGGUUUGAGUUGAUGUCGGGGUUGCGGAUUAAUUUUGGUAAAAGCAGUGUUUAUGGCUUUAAUGUAUCGACAAGGUGGUUGAAUGGGAUGGCUUGUUCUUUACGGUGUGGCGUUGGGAAAACACCUUUUUUGUAUUUGGGUCUGCCUGUUGGAGGUAAAUUUGGAAGCAAAAAAUUGUGGGAACCAGUGGUAAAUAAGUUUCGUGCCAAACUUGCCGUCUGGAAGUCUGCCUUGUUGUCUUUUGGCAGCCGCAUCACUCUGCUCAAUUCGGUACUCUCUGCUUUACCCAUUUUUUACAUGUCUCUAUUUCUAAUUCCUAGUUCUGUGAUUUCUGAAUUGAUUACAAUCCAAAGGGGAUUUCUGUGGGGUGGAGCUGAAUUGAAUAGGAAAAUUCCAUGGGUUAAAUGGGAUAUUGUUUGUGGCAAUAAGGCGCAGGGAGGUUUAGGGGUGUCGGAUUUGCGAAGGAAAAAUUGGGCAUUAUUAGGGAAGUGGUGGUUCCAGUUUGGUGAUGGUGUGGGGAGUUUGUGGAAGCGGGUAGUGAGGGAUAAAUAUUAUGAGGGUCGCUGUGAGGUGGAUAUUACAGCAUUUGAUAGUUUAAGAGUGUCGAAGCUGUGGAAGGAUAUUAUUAGUAUUGGGGGGAGAUCAGUAAGGCUGAGGAAUAUGUUGGGGAAUGGGUUUAGAUGGAAGGUGGGGUGUGGAAGUAGGGUGGGUUUUUGGAGGGAGAAAUGGGUGGGGGAUAAAUCCUUAAGGGAUUUAUGCCCUAGAUUGUAUGCUUUGGCUGCGAAUAAGGAAGGCUCGGUUAGUGAUAUGGGGAAAUGGGAUGGGGAUAGGUGGCAGUGGAAUAUGAAAGGAAGGGAGGAUGUUUGGACUUGGGUACAUGAUCCAGGAGGGAAAUACUCGGUUAGGACAGCAUAUGAAUUUUUGUCUCCUGAGGAGCGUCAUCUUGAUUCCCAAUUGUGCAGGCUUAUUUGGUGCAGCAAGAGGGAUCUUUGUGUGGUUUGUGUCAUGAGGUGGUGGAGGAGGUUAAUCAUUUAUUUUGCACUUGCAGGGAAGCUUGAAAGAUUAAAUGCAAAGGCCAUUCUGAAAUAUGGAGAGGAUACAACUACAUGGCCAACAGCAGUUGACGCCCAGCUCUUGUCUCAAGUUUCGGGUGGACCUUCAAAAGAUGGGCGACUUUAUGGCAUACCUAUAUACAUGGAUCCUGAGGAGCAAGGGGUCUCACACCGCAAGCGUCCGUCGCAUACCAUACCUGAUAAUUCUGUUCAGUCAUCCCAACGGGUGGUCCAAUUGCAACAGACUGUAACAGAAUUACAAGAUAAUCAACUGACAUUACAAGAGAAGGUUGAGAGGAUGGAGAGAAUGUUUUUUAUAAUGCAGGGAGGGAUGCAGGGAAUGAUGCAAGGAUGGAUGGAGGGAGGGAUGCAGGGAUGGAUGCAAGGAGAUGUAGGGGCUGGGACAAAUGGGGGAGCAUAAUUGGCAUUGUUUUCACUCAGUUGAUCUUUAUAUCAGAACAUCUUCUAUUAUUAUAUAUGAAAUGGACAUGUAUGAGAUAGGGACAUAGUGCUGUAAUUAGCUAGUAUUUUAUAUUAAAACACUUUAAUUAUG